Molecule: messenger RNA, 4203 nt
Organism: Callithrix jacchus (white-tufted-ear marmoset)
Lineage: Eukaryota; Metazoa; Chordata; Mammalia; Primates; Cebidae
Gene: MARVELD1
Product: MARVEL domain containing 1
Biological process (GO): myelination
Cellular component (GO): membrane
Molecular function (GO): structural constituent of myelin sheath
Source: RefSeq, a predicted model, not a curated record
GUGGGGGCCUAGAAGAGCAGUCUCAGAGGCUGGACCAAAAGGAGGCAGCAUUUAAAUUGGGCCUUGAAGGGUAAAUAAGAGUUUUGCUGUCAAGUGGGGUCUGGAAAUGCAGGGCAUUCUGAGCUCAUCUGGAAAAUUUGAAAGGAUUGGUGGGAUUGGUAUGCUGGGUGGCAGCACGGGAAAGGGACGGAAGUGGCAAGCCAGGAAGCCGGAAAUUGGUUGGGGACAGAUUGUGAAAUAGGGCACAGAGAAGAGACAGCCUCUGUCCUGUCUCAGUGGGGGAAGCAGUAUAGUGAACAACCAAGUCUAUGUUUUAGAAAGAUGUCUUGAGCCUGGCGCGGUGGUUCACGCCUGUAAUCCCAGCACUUUGGGAGCCGUAGGGUUUGUGUCCUGGUCACAAUGGUUAGCGUAUUUUUAAUCUGGGCAAGACGGGAGGAUGACAAGGAAGGGGGUGGAUAAGAGUGUAGGGACAAUAAGCUUGUGCUGAGUGGGACCGGUGGCGGUGCCUCUGGUAGAUGAUGGACUCUUACUCUGAGACCAUCUGGACAACUUUGGACAGGACGAGGCGGGCCCUGGCAGGAGACUGCCUACGUCCAGGCGACAGCGGAUGUCAGUUCAAAAUCAGCACUGCUGAAGAGCCCGGAGGCCCAGGGUGGGCGCUAUGGCAGGAGAGAGAAAAGGAGGCAGGGCGGGUAGGGGUGGCCCCAGAUGUGGCAAACUUGGCUCAGCAGCGUGCAUGUGGGCAGUGCUGAAGCCCGCAUCGGGCUGGGGGAUUCGCCCCGCCCUGGCCCAAGGACGAAGGAAUCCGAGCUGGGGGCCUGGCGCAGAGGCGAAAGGGGGGCGCCAGGGUGGUGAGGCAGACGGAAAGAGAGAUGGCAGGAAGCCGGGAGGAGCGCGCGGGGGAGGAGACCGCCGAGGGGAAGGGAAAGGGGCGGGUUGGAGGGCUGAAGAGCGGGAGAGGGAAGACGAGGAGGGCCGAGGGGAGGAGAGAAGAGAGGAAGGGUGGGGAGAGGAGGAAAGGAAGAGAGGACUAGGAGGGGAGUAAGGCGAGGAGGCCGCGGCGGGCGCAGCAGGCACCUGGGCCGGGCCGCCCCGACGAGCAAGGCGCCGCCAUUCCGCUGCUCGGGGCGCCGCCGCCGCCGCCGCCGCGCCCGGGGGCCAUGCUCCCGCCGCCCCCGCGCCAGCCGCCGCCCCAGGCGCGUGCGGCCCGCGGCGCGGUGCGCCUGCAGCGGCCCUUCCUGCGCAGUCCGCUGGGCGUGCUGCGGGUGCUGCAGCUGCUGGCCGGCGCCGCCUUCUGGAUCACUAUCGCCACGAGCAAGUACCAGGGUCCCGUGCACUUCGCGCUCUUCGUGUCCGUGCUCUUCUGGCUGCUCACCCUGGGCCUCUACUUCCUCACGCUGCUGGGCAAGCACGAGCUGGUCCCCGUGCUGGGCUCGCGCUGGCUCCUGGUCAACGUGGCGCACGACGUGCUGGCGGCCGCGCUCUACGGCGCCGCGACCGGCAUCAUGAGCGACCAGAUGCAGCGCCACAGCUACUGCAACCUCAAGGAUUACCAGCUGCCCUGCGCCUACCACGCCUUCCUGGCGGCCGCCGUCUGCGGCGGCGUCUGCCACGGCUUCUACCUGCUCUCGGCGCUCUAUGGCUGCGGCCGUCGCUGCCAGGGCAAGCAGGAGGUGGUGUGAGCAGCCCGCGCCCGCCGCGGCCGGAUCGGGGCGGAGGACCCCCGGGAGACCAGCGCCCCCAGUCCCUGCCGCCGCCCCGCGCGGGUGCGGCCUGGCACCCUCCCCCUACCCUCGAGCGUUUCCACUGUCGCCCGCGCCCAGGGACCCUGACGCGCAGCUCCCGCCUGACUGCCUUGCCGCCGUCCCCGCCGCCCAGAAUCCCGAACGCCGCGCCGGACGCGCCGUCUCCAGGGACCAGCGUAGGGCUGCGAUCCGAGGGGCGGACGCACGCUCGCAGACUAGCUGCCCCGAGGCCAAACCUCGCGGUUCCAGUUCCCUUCCCUGCUGAUUCUAAGACGUGGACAGGCGCCGCGUAGAUCCGGGGGAGGCUCCCAAAUUGGAACCAGGCUUCUGGCUGCCCCCUUCCCUCCCACCCCGCGGUCGGAAGCGCACCCCCUUCCCCGGCCCCUCGUCCAGCUGUAAAACGCUGGAGCUGGGCCGCGGGCGGAGCUGAGAACAGGCCUUGGCUGAUCCUAGGAUGACCGGCGAGUUUGUUUUUAGCUUGGGAUUGUGCGGGCGUCCUGCGAAGCUCCUUCCCGCCUGUCUCUCGGUGGUGGGAUGUCUUGGGGUGGGGCCCAUCGGCCAAGGUGGGGACGGAUAGGAGGAGCCGGUGGGCUGUACCCUUAUACUUCUAGAGUCUCCUCUUGCCUCUGCCUACUCCGCCUUUGUCCUUCAAGGUUUUUUUACAGGCCAGUCCCAAACGCACGCUAACUGACCUGGCCUCUCCGUGACACAAGGGUCUUCCCAGCCUUCCUUACCUGCUUCUGCCGCCCCUCUCAUCUUCCCCCAUAUCUGUUUGCAUUAGGAGCCCCACAACCAUGGCGGAAUAUUAAGGUGAACCCCACCCCUUCUUACAGAUGGGGACCCAGAGCCUGCUCUUGGGAACAGCCAGAGUAAGAUUGGAAUCGGGACUCAUAGCCCAGCGCUGUUUGCAUUGAAAGGGUGGGUGAGUCAGGACCCCUAGCUCAGGAGCCGCCUCUCGAAAAGGGGGUUUCAAGGCCAAGUUGAUUUGUCAACGGGGCUGUCUCCCCUUCUUGGAGAUGCUCAUUAGCUUAUCAAAGACUCUGAGAAGUUUCGCUGUUACAGAAUUAAUUUAGUUUACAGUAUUAGCUGCUCCUGGGCCUGGAGCAGUAUUCCUGCCUGGAGGUUCCCAGCAGCCCUGUGCUGUCCCGGCUCUCAUUCAUGCCUAAGGGCUCAACCCAUUGGUUGUGUUCCGUUUGAAGAUUUGGGGAGAUCCUUCUUUUUCUCUUCCCCAGGGAAUUUCUCUAGCAGAGGGAGGGGACCCACCCCAGUGAGGAAGGAGAUUACUGACCCUAGCCAGAGACCUGAACUAGGGAAUACGAACAUUCCUUGACGUUGUUGGAGAAAUGAAGCCAGAGUUAUUCAGAUGGUUUUCCCAGUCUAAAGGAAAGUCACCUGCAAGAGAUCCUGGUGCUGACCUGCAGCAGCUGGCAGGGUGGGUCUCGCUUACCAAAGGGAAGAACCACUUUCUGGCGCUGGGGUGACCUGCUGGCUGGGCCUGUAAGGUUUCCAUGUUGCUGAGGCCACAGAGAAUACCAGAGCUGGUCACACUGACUGCUUCCAGGGCCCGCUGCCCUGGGCUGGCAACACUGUUCUGGCCUGGGCCUGCAGAAGCUUUCAGAGUCUUCACUGACAGUAGCGGGAGGUGGGGAGAGAAAUGACCUCUGUCUAGUAGUUUCCUUUCCACAUCGUGCAAUGGAAGAUCCCAGAUGGGUGAAGAUUGAUUUUGCCUUAACCCAAGAGAAUUCCUGUUCUCCUUGUGCUGUGGUUUGGACACAAGAUUCUGGACACCUGGAAAUUAGCUGUAUACUCCUGGACCCUAAACAAUGGGUUUGACUUCUAGCCUUUAUUCUUUUUUUCUUUUUUCAGAUCACCAUCUAAGUUAUACCUUUAGCUCAGGUCCAGCCUUCUCAAGAUCUCCCUCUUAGCCCCCCAGCCCCUGGUGCUGUCUGUGGUCAGGUGACCUUACUUAGGAGCAGAUAUCUCCUUGGCCGCCACGGAGCUGCAUCCAUCCACAUGUGCCUGUAGCAUUCCAGAGCUCACUGCUCUUAGAUGUGCCUUCCCACUGGGCUUCCAGCAGCUCUGUGCUCCCUUUGUCUGCCAGGUAUGAGAAGGACGUGUAAGACCGCCACCACACUCACCCUCCCUCAAGGCCCUGUGCCAUAGAGGUGGCCACCUGACCUGCCCCCAGAAUUUUUGGAUAGUGGAGGCAGUCACAUAAGCCUCCCUCUUUGGACACCAGGACUCAGUCCAGCCCAAGACCACUCUGGGCAGCUCUCAUCCUGGUCUGGGGCCAUUUGCAGACUCAGGACAGGAUUUCUGCAGUGUUCUAUAAAAGCCAAAAGAGAGAGUGGGUUUGGGAAGAAUGAGGGUGGCUGGGGAGAGGGGACCGAUGUGCCUCAUUAUUUAGUGGUGAUUCCUCAUACGCUUUUCUGGAUAAAGUUUGGUUGUCUGCUUUUGG